Lampris incognitus (smalleye Pacific opah) is the source of this 507-nucleotide messenger RNA. RefSeq names its product NADH:ubiquinone oxidoreductase subunit S6 (gene ndufs6). Gene Ontology annotation, biological process: mitochondrial electron transport, NADH to ubiquinone. The coding region runs from base 29 to 418 and encodes 129 amino acids. The transcript has 4 exons. The record is from RefSeq and is a predicted model, not a curated record. NCBI's taxonomy places the organism in Eukaryota, Metazoa, Chordata, Actinopteri, Lampriformes, Lampridae.
CACUCUGGGAAACCCGACCAGUGUAAACAUGGCGGCUGUAGCGGGUCGGCUUCUGUCCUUCAGUAAGAAUGUUAAGGUGCUGGUUUCGCCUCUGAGGGUGACCGCUGGACCAGCACACCGGUACAGCGUGGAGGUCUCCAGCACCGGCGAGGUGGUGACCCACACCGGCCAGGUGUUUGAUGAACAUGAUCCCAGGAGAGCCAGGUUCGUCGGCAGACAGAAAGAGGUGAAUAAGAAUUUUGCCAUUAACUUGGUGGCAGAGGAGCCAGUGUCUGACAUCGAGGCAAGAGUGGUGUCUUGUGACGGGGGUGGAGGAGCCCUGGGUCACCCCAAAGUCUACAUCAACCUGGAUAAAGACACCAGAGUGGGCACAUGUGGCUACUGUGGAUUACAGUUCAGGCAGAGCCAUCAUCACUGAGACGCUCCCCUCCGUUCUUCCUUGUCUGUGUAAAUUGUAAUUCUGUUUAAUAAAUUAAAUCCACCCUUAACGUUUGUCUGGGUUCCUGU